CGACCCCGCGCAAGCAGUUCUUCCACAGCCACUCACUCACUCUCCUAUCAGAACAAAACAAAUCAAAAACGAACAGAAAGAAAGGGAAGAAGAAGAAGAUGAGCCGAGACUCGACCAAAACCGACAGAUUCGAAGACCUCGAGCUGCGCACGUCGCUGAUUGCAUUCGACCACUCGCGCGGGUACCGGAAGCAAGUACUUUCCGACCUCGCGCGGAAGGCUGCCGGGUUGCGGGUUUUUGCUGUUAGUGUUGAUCAGUUUUUUGAGCUGUGGCGGAGACGGAGGAGAGGGAGGGGGGAGAUGAGUGAGGAGGAGGAGAAGAGGGAGGUGGCGGGGGCGUGGAUGGAUGUGUAUACUGGGAUCAGCUUUGAAGCCGCGUACGUGAGACUGCAGCUUGAGGUCGUGGACGGACAGUUGAGGGUGCGGGAGAAGCUUAGUGUUGGGGUGCAGUGGUUUUCGCUGAUGUUGAUGGACGCGGUCGAGGAGUUUGAGUCUGUCGUGCCGCUUCUGUUUACGUCGGUGAGGAAGUACAGUCGAGAAGAAGAGGAGACGGUUGAGAAGAUGGAUGAGGACGUGCGAGCGCUUUAUAUCUCGACAGAGGCGGAAAUACAGGAACGGCAGAGGUUUGGAGAUAUCACGAAUCACUUCUCUGCGUCCAGGACUACUCAAGAUGAUACAGCGAAUCGCUCGACUGGAUCACUGGUGCCAAAUCUGAUGAAACGGUUCCCGCGCCCGGGGGUCGAGCAGGUCAUAGACCGGUACUCGAACACACGAGCACUUUGCCUCAGCAGCCGCGAUGCCAAACACUUUCUGCUCGCAGUUUAUUUCCACAGUUCAGCGGUGUCAAACAUCAUCCUCGGCUUUGCAAUCAGAGACUAUCCAUCUCUCACGCAUCGCCAUACGGAAUUCCUCGCCGUCCUCUACGCGCUGCGCGAGAUGACGCCCGACGAUGACCACGAGAUUUCAAUCGAGACCAGCGCGCCGGCUUGUGAAAGCCUACUACGAUCGCUAAAUCAACCACCAUCGUUCACCGAGCCCGAGACUACCGCAACAGCAGAAAACGAAGAAGGAGAAGGAGAAACCCCGCUGCUGAAAGAGAUAGUGCUGCACAUCCUCCUCCGCCGCAGCCGCGGACAACGGGUCUCGAUCGCUGCGUAUAACUCUCUGGAUAAAGAGGUGGUCGGAGUGAAGCAGUUGAUGAGAAGUGUUUCUGUGCAGGGUGGUGAUCAAGGGUGUUGUUUGAGGGGGUUCAAGAGAUCGGUUGUAUGCUGA
This is a messenger RNA of Myxozyma melibiosi, 1271 nucleotides long. RefSeq lists its product as uncharacterized. The record is from RefSeq and is a predicted model, not a curated record. Lineage: Eukaryota; Fungi; Ascomycota; Lipomycetes; Lipomycetales; Lipomycetaceae. The transcript has 3 exons. The coding region runs from base 99 to 1271 and encodes 390 amino acids.